Messenger RNA from Penicillium odoratum, 1365 nucleotides. RefSeq names its product putative hydroxymethylglutaryl-CoA synthase (gene erg13A). The transcript is spliced from 4 exons. The record is from RefSeq and is a predicted model, not a curated record. Gene Ontology annotation, biological process: ergosterol biosynthetic process; acetyl-CoA metabolic process. Gene Ontology annotation, molecular function: hydroxymethylglutaryl-CoA synthase activity. NCBI's taxonomy places the organism in Eukaryota, Fungi, Ascomycota, Eurotiomycetes, Eurotiales, Aspergillaceae. The coding region runs from base 1 to 1365 and encodes 454 amino acids.
AUGCGGUCUCUCGCCAGCAAUGUGGGCAUCAAGGCCAUGGAAAUUUACUUUCCUAGUCGUUAUGUGCCACAAACCGAGCUCGAGACACACCUGGGGGCUAGUGCGGGAAAAUUCACUAUUGGAUUAGGUCAGCAGAAGAUGAGUUUCUGUGAUGACCGUGAAGAUACCUAUUCAAUGGCACUCACUACAGUCUCUUCUCUGCUGGAAAAAUACAAGAUCGACCCAAGCACAAUUGGCCGCUUGGAAGUAGGAACGGAAACACUUCUCGACAAAUCCAAGUCAUGCAAGUCUGUUCUCAUGCAACUCUUUGGCGAUAACACGGAUGUUGAAGGUGCUGACACUUAUAACGCUUGCUAUGGCGGAACGAAUGCCCUGCUAAAUGCAGUCAACUGGAUUGAAUCAUCCGCCUGGGAUGGUCGGGAUGCCAUCGUUGUCUCCUGCGACAUCGCUCUUUACGACAAGCCUGCCGCCCGCCCCACAGGCGGCGCUGGCUGUGUAGCCAUGUUGAUCGGCGCCGAUGCUCCUUUGGUGCUGGAGCCCUUCCGUGGGACCUAUAUGAAACAUGUCUAUGACUUCUACAAAGGGGAUUUCAAAUGCGAGUACCCAAGUUUCGAUGGGCAAUACUCCAACGCAUGUUACCUUGAAGCAUUGGAUAAUUGCUACGCUCGGUACCGGGCUAAAUCAAUGGCGAAGAGUGGUAAGCUCAUAAUUGGAGAUCCAGAGUGCAAAUCUGAUAGCCUCUUGGAGACAUUCCAGUAUUUCGUCUUCCAUGCACCUUACUGCAAGCUCGUCUCUAAGGCCUACGGCCGUUUGUUGUUCAACGAUCUUCGGACAGAGCCCGAGCACUAUGAUGAAAUCCCAGAUGCUGUUUGUGACGUCGGUUAUGCUGCUUCACGGACAGACAAAAUCAUCGAAAGGAUGUGUAUCGGAUUGACUAAGGAAAAGUUCGCUCGCCGCGUUCAACCAUCCCUCACAGCGCCUACAAAUUGUGGCAAUAUGUACACUGCUAGUGUUUACUCCGGGCUAGUGAGCUUGCUGAGCAAUGUUUCUAGUGAGGAACUACAGAACAGGAGGGUCGGCGUCUUUAGCUAUGGCGGUGGUUUGGCCAGUACUUUAUUCUCCUUCCGUGUCAGGGGAGAUACUUCCGGAAUUGCGGAACGGGUCGGGUUGAAUGAGCGGUUGGAAUCUCGUACUGCAGUGUCUGCAGAGUUCUAUGAUGAGGUCUGCAAUAUGCGGGAGAAAGCCUACCAACAGAAGAACUAUACGCCUGUGGGAAGCGUUGAUAGCCUGGCUCCCAAUACUUACUACCUUGUCCAUGUUGAUGAGCUAUUCCGACGAACCUAUGAGAAGAAGUCGGCUAUUUGA